GUCAUUACUCUUUCUCUUUUCUCUCUCUAGCUUCUCUUCUUUCUCUCUCUACUAAAUUUUACAUUAACUUUUGCUUAUUUUUCUUACCAACUAAUUAUUUUUUCCUGGACGUUUAUUAGACAAAAUAUCAGCUUCUGGGCAAUUCAAAAAUCAUAUAAAAUCAGAAGAAAACCAAACAAGAAGGUGAAAUUUUCAAGCCCAAAAAAAAAAGAAGCCAAAAUUCAAUAAAGUUUUCUUCAGUAAAAAGCUUCAAUGGAGGUCAGAGUACUAAAAGUAGCUCAAAAUCUGAAAUGGGUAUCUUUUAUCUUCCCACUAUUAGCUCAAUUUCUUUAUGAUUCAGAGAAAAAAGAGGGGUUUCUGUUCUUAAUUCAAUUACGAAAUUGGGGUUCUUGUGAGGGGUUUUUGGUUCUUUCUCCUGCUUGUGUUAGAACAUAGAAGUUAGAAUUACUGGAAACAAAACCCGAAAACCUUGAAGGAGAGUGUAGGGAAUAAGAAAGUAGGAAAAUUGUUGGUCUGAUUUGGACUGUUGUUGAUAGUUUGAAGUUGGUAUGGAAAUGAAUGAUAAAGAUAAAUCGGAAGUUGAGAAGAGGAAUGAAGAACCCUUGACUUACCACCCCCCUGGUAUAUCAGCUGAUUGGCGAUAUGACAUUCCUAAUUACGCUAAUUCAUCAAUGGGUUUGGUGUCGAGUGGGAAUUCUAUGGCUGUUUGUGGAGAUGCAGUUGGUCCUUCCUGUUCCUCCGGUUCAAUGGUGGAUUCAUUUAGUCCAACAGUUUGGGAACAUUCUGUUAACACAGCACCCUUAGGCUUCAGCGAAAUGAAUGUUCAUAAUGGUGCAGGCGUUUCUGAUCCACUAUCAAUGCUCAAAAGUGGCUUAUUUUUACCAAGCAUGUCAGGGAUGCUGCCUCAUAGCUUAUCUCAGUUUCCUGCGGACUCUGCUUUCAUUGAGCGUGCGGCUCGGUUUUCUAGCUUCAGCGGGGGGCAUUUUGGAGAUAUGUUGAAUCCUUUAGGCAUCCAUCAGUCUGAUAGUCCUUAUUUUCGAGGGGGGGCAAUGAUGCAAGGUCCACAAGAGGUCUUGCCAGGAAAUGCCUAUAAAACCUUGGCUGGUAGACAUCCUCAAAAUCCAGAGGCAAGCUUUGCUGAAACCUCCAAAGAUGUUUCCGUGACUCCAGAACAUGGGGCUGUGGAAGGGAAUUCGCCCAAAAACGAGACAAUGGUAGAAAGGUCUCGUGAAGAGGCUAAACAACCUGUUUCCAUGUCUGGAAAUGACUCUGAUGAACCUGAAUUUAGUGGUGGUGCUGCCCAAGAGCAAGGGGUACCUUCAACAGCUAAAACUGCGGGUGGAAAGAAAAGAAAAAGGGGUAAUCAGGAUGCUGAGGCUGAGCGAUCCAAUGGAACUCAGCAGCAUUCCGAUGAAACUAGGAAGAACAUUUCAGAAAUUCAACAGAAGGGAGAACAGAAUUUAACACCAACUGGCAAUAAGUCAAAUGGAAAACAUGUCAAACAGAGUUCUCAGGCUUCUGAUUCAGCAAAGGAAGAAUAUAUACAUGUGAGAGCACGAAGAGGGCAGGCUACUAACAGUCAUAGUCUAGCUGAAAGGGUUAGGAGAGAGAAAAUCAGCGAGAGGAUGAAAUUUCUUCAAGACCUUGUUCCUGGUUGCAGUAAGGUCACGGGUAAAGCAGUUAUGCUAGAUGAAAUAAUUAAUUACGUACAAUCAUUACAGCGGCAGGUUGAGUUUUUAUCAAUGAAAUUAGCAACAGUUAAUCCUCGACUGGACUUCAAUAUUGAGCGUCUUCUCGCAAAAGAUCAGAUGUUUUCAGCAAGAGCUGGUCCUUCUUCUGGUCUUCCGUUUUCUCCAGAGAUUCAAAUGCCUUACCCUUCCCUAAAUCAAACUCAGCCAUCCAUUAUGCCUCCUAGUCUACCUGGCUCUGGAACCUCUUCUGAUAUACUGAGGAGGGUGAUUAAUUCGCAAUUAUCAAAUAUGGGAGGAGGGUACAAAGAAUCCGCUUUGCAGUUACCUAAUGCGUGGGAUGGCGAGCUUCACAAUGUUGUGCAGAUGGGUUUCAAUGCCAGUUCACCCCUUGACAACCAAGAAACAAGCGGUUCAACGCCAACAGGAGUUCCCUCGUCCACUCUUACCGGAGAUUGGAUGCCUGACGUUGAAGGAAAACCGUGAUUUGAAGAAGCUUCAAGAAAUCCCCAACUUAUCGUUUCAAGUACAAGAUGUAUAUUCCUAACAACUCUGUUUCUUAGAGAACAAAUUCCAUCACAAGCUUUUGAUGCUCUUUGUACAUUAAAAUUUGAAGAAUAUAUAAUAAUGCCUUUUAAUGGUUAAGCACAACUCAGAAGUUGGAGAAGCAUAAGGUUGAGGCGUACCUUGAUGUACAACCUCUAAAAUGUCGAAACGUUGCAGAGAAUUAUGUGGCUACUUAUGGGGUUAUUGAUCCUCUUUUGCUUUGGCAUGAGGCCAUGAGGGGAGGGCCGGAGGGGCGACUAGUGUUCAAAAUUUUUUCUUUCUCAUCAAUUCAUCAUAUUUCAGUAUGGAAUGUAAAAUAUAUUUAUCUUUCUCUUAGUUAAUUAUUGUAGAAUGGUGUAUUUUUUGGUUGUUUUGAAUUAUAGUAGUCAUGCACAGGUAGUUUGCUAAUCCUGCAAGAACAGUGAACCAAAAAAAAAAACAAGCAAAUUAAUACUACGUACUUCCUUCAUCUUUAA
Messenger RNA from Chenopodium quinoa (quinoa), 2710 nucleotides. Its product is annotated as transcription factor bHLH49-like. Gene Ontology annotation, molecular function: DNA-binding transcription factor activity; protein dimerization activity. Gene Ontology annotation, cellular component: nucleus. The transcript is spliced from 10 exons. Bases 549 to 2174 code for a protein of 541 amino acids. Gene Ontology annotation, biological process: regulation of DNA-templated transcription. Lineage: Eukaryota; Viridiplantae; Streptophyta; Magnoliopsida; Caryophyllales; Amaranthaceae. The record is from RefSeq and is a predicted model, not a curated record.